UUCCAUGUCGUUUGUAAAUAAGACGGAAAAGCCUCAAACUACCGUGCAAAAGAUGUCGUAAUAAGAGCAACAGUAAAGGAUAGCGCAGACGGUAUCGCAUGUUGAACAGCGAGCUGCGGUGUGAAAAAUGAAAAUCAGUACGGAAAAAUGAUGAGCUCUUUGACCUCAUUGGAGAAAGAAGGAAGAGAAGCUGACCGCCGAAUUUCGAUCAUCUUCUACUACAGGAUUGCUAAUCAGCUCGUCCACCAGGAGCCCAAAUUUCGUAGGUGACUUGGAAUCUUUUUCUCUAGUUUUGCAGAAGGAUUGACGUUGAUAGGUAUGUUUAAAACUGGAUUCGCAGGCUCUCUGAAGUUAUAAAUCAGCAUCGGAGUUGGACGACACCAUUCAACACAAGAAAAGCUUCGUUAUAACAAGGUUAGAAAUUCUGUCCUAACAGAAUUGAGGGACCCAAGGUAUGAGAUUUCACUUUUUCCACAGAAAAUACGUCCACUUCAGGGAACCCCAAUACAAAAUUUCAAAGGUUACCAUUUCUAUGCAGAAUCUUCUUCAGUGCCGAAUAUAAAUUUGUGUUUCUGUUUUGCUAUAAUAUGGCCUGGUGAUGAUUUAUUAAGAAAAAUCUGGGAUGGCAUCUAUACACUCCAUGGAUUCUAGAACUAGUUGCUCCCCGCUUGAAUUGCAUUGUGCAACCAUUAAGACAGCCAGCACAUGUCAGCGUAUUAUCGUUCAUACUGUUACUCUGUCAUCUCCUUCUCCUAUAAUCUCUUGCAUAGAGAGUUUGCCUCAAGGUGCACAUGUUUCACAUAUUCCAGUGGCUGAUUCAGAGCAUGGACACUCAAAGUCAUCUACUGAGUCAACCACAUCUCAGGUCUUGCGAGAUGUACAUAUAUCGCCACGGUUGAUGGAGGAUUUUCUUGAGCUUGCUAAAGAAAACACGGACAAGGAUCUGGAAACCUGUGGAAAUCUUGGCGCCUUUCUUGAAAGAGAAACAUUGUACGUAACCACUCUGAUCAUACCCAAACAGGAAUCGACUUCCAGUUCUUGUCAGGCUAUAAACGAGGAGGAAGUUUUUGCCAUUCAAAAUGAGAGAUCUCUUCUUCCUGUGGGUUGGAUCCAUACACAUCCUUCCCAAAAAUGUUUCAUGUCAUCAGUAGAUUUGCACACUCAGUAUUCGUAUCAGGUAAUGGUCCCUGAGGCUUUUGCCAUUGUCAUGGCUCCAACUGAUGCAUCAAGGAGCUAUGGAAUAUUUCGGGUAUCCGACCCGGAUGGAAUGGGUGUUCUGAAAGAGUGCCAAGAGAAUGGAUUUCAUCCUCACAAAGAACUAGCAGAUGGGAGUCCCCUUUAUGAGCAUUGCUCUUAUGUCUAUAAAAAUUCAAAUCUGAGGUUUGAAAUCUUUGACUUGCGUUGAUAUCCUGAGUUGCUUACUCCUUGCAACAGAGCUUGGCUUGAGGGGUUUGUUCCAUAUAAUGCUGCUGCUAUUUAUAAUAAUACCUUCCUGUUAAUUGUAUGUACAUAUUUACUAUUUAGAGUUAAAUAAUGAAGACGAGCUGCAGCCUUCCGUGUUGAUUUAGGAAAAAGAAAAUAUGAGCUACACUUUUCUUGUCUA
Messenger RNA from Corylus avellana, 1603 nucleotides. NCBI's taxonomy places the organism in Eukaryota, Viridiplantae, Streptophyta, Magnoliopsida, Fagales, Betulaceae. The record is from RefSeq and is a predicted model, not a curated record.